Vitis vinifera (wine grape) is the source of this 628-nucleotide messenger RNA. Its product is annotated as auxin-responsive protein SAUR68. Lineage: Eukaryota; Viridiplantae; Streptophyta; Magnoliopsida; Vitales; Vitaceae. The transcript has a single exon. The record is from RefSeq and is a predicted model, not a curated record. Gene Ontology annotation, biological process: response to auxin. The coding region runs from base 98 to 544 and encodes 148 amino acids.
CAUCCCAAACACAACAAUUCUAUCCUAGACUCCUGAGAUUAAGGUCUCCUUUCUUCACUUGUUCAAAGUUCUCUCUUAUUUACUCAAGUGAAUAAGCAUGAUCAAUCCCAAGAAACUCAUCAAGAUGGCAAGGAAGUGGCAGAAGAUAGCUGCCAUGAAGAGGAAGAGAAUCUCUCUACCAAGAACAGAUGAGGUUUUGGAUGCUGAUGGUUGUAGUACAUCCGCAGUGGCAGAUAAAGGCCAUUUUGUUGUUUACAGUUCUGAUAAGAGACGCUUUGUGAUUCCGUUGGUGUAUCUCAACAAUGAAAUCUUCAGAGAGCUUUUGCAAAUGUCUGAGGAGGAGUUUGGAAUACAAAGUGAAGGCCCCAUCAUAUUGCCAUGUGAUUCAGUCUUCAUGGACUACGUAAUCUCAUUCAUCCAACAUGGUGUAGCAAAAGAUUUGGAGAGAGCUUUGAUUAUGUCUAUAGCUUCCAGUAGCUGUUCUGCUUCUUCACACAUCCUUCAAGGAUACAACAAUGAACAAAUGCUCCUAUGUGCUUUCUGAAGCAAUUGUGCUCAAACUUUGUAAAUCAUCCACACAGUUUUAGUUUGGCUAUAUAGUAUAUACAUCAACAGAAUUUUCGAAGUA